Messenger RNA from Rotaria sp. Silwood2, 387 nucleotides. NCBI's taxonomy places the organism in Eukaryota, Metazoa, Rotifera, Eurotatoria, Philodinida, Philodinidae. The record is from the annotation of a GenBank genome assembly.
AUGAGAGUUAUUAAACAAAAACGUCGAAUGUUACAAAAAAAUGUUUGGAAAAAAAAUCUUGGAAUGCUUAUUCAAUUAUUAUCAGUAUCAUUAUUACAUAGUCUUGUUUGGUUACCAGUUACAAUAGUUAUAUUAAUUGUAAUGACAAAUAAUCCUCCACCUACUAUUAUUAUUGAAUUACAAUCAAGUUGGGUUCUUAUUAAUAUUAUGUAUAUAGCUGUACUUAUUAAUCCAUUAGUAUGUAUAUUUGCUAUACCAGAAAUAAAAGAAAAAAUUAUUUUAUUUAUUAAUUAUAUACGACAAAAACGACAACGACCACAACAAAUAAAUCAUUCGACACGUUUAAAUCAAAUAAAUCCAUUAUCAAUUAAUAUAAAUAAAGCAUAG